GGACCGACUGGGACAUGAGUUGCACAAACCGAACACUGCGCUGGGGCCUCGCCCUGCUCCUCGCCGCGGCGGCGGCUGCAGCCCCCAACACGUGCUCCCCGCAGGAAUUCCGCUGCGGGGAUGGCAAAUGCGUGGCGCUCAAGUUCGUGUGCGACUCGGACCGAGACUGCCUGGACGGCUCUGACGAGGAGCACUGUACAACGAGCACCUGCGAGCCGAGCCAGUUCCGCUGCCACAACUCCACCUGCAUCCCCAAGCUGUGGGCCUGCGACGGCGACGCAGACUGCGAGGACAACUCCGACGAGUGGCCCGAGAACUGCGGGGGCCGUGACCCCCUCAAAGAGCGCUAUGACCCCAAGGCCUGCUCGACCCAUGAGUUCCAGUGCGGCAGCGGCGAGUGUGUGCACCAGAGCUGGAGAUGCGACGGUGACGCCGAUUGCAAGGACAAGUCAGACGAGGAGGGCUGCGCUGCCGCUACGUGUCGCCCGGACGAGUUCCAGUGUUCAGACGGCAGCUGUGUCCCUGGCAGUGGCCAGUGUGAUGGCUACAAGCACUGUAAGGAUGGGAGUGACGAGGUUGACUGUGCCAACGUGACCCUCUGCAAGGGACCCCACAAGUUCCACUGCCACAGCGGCGAGUGUAUCUCAAUGGACAAAGUGUGUGAUUCGGUCAGGAACUGCCAGGACUGGUCAGACGAACCCCUCAAGGAAUGCAGUACGAACGAGUGUGCAGACAACAACGGCGGCUGCUCCCACCUGUGCGAGGACCUCAAGAUUGGCUAUGAAUGUCGGUGCCCCACAGGCUUCCGGCUGGCUGAUCAGCACAAGUGUGAAGAUAUUGAUGAGUGUCAGGAGCCAGACACCUGCAGCCAGAUCUGCGUGAACCUGGAGGGCGGCUACAAGUGCGAAUGCUUGAGCGGCUUCCAGUUGGACCCCUCCACGGGCAUCUGCAAAGUCACCAGUGCCAUCGCCUACCUCUUGUUCACCAACCGCCACGAGGUGCGGAAAAUGAGCCUGGACCGGAGCGAGUACACCAGUCUCAUCUCCGACCUGAAGCAUGUGGUGGCGCUGGACACCGAGGUGGCCGCCAACCGCAUCUACUGGACCGAUCUGUCGCAUAAGAAGAUCUACAGCACCCAGAUUAAUGGCGACCCCAGCUCCUCCCCGCACCAGACUGUCAUUGGCGAGGACGUGCAGGCCCCUGACGGGCUGGCCGUGGACUGGGUCCACCAGCUCCUCUACUGGACUGACUCGAUCCCGGGCACCGUGUCUGUGGCUGACACUCAGGGGGUCAAGAGGAAGACGCUCUUCACCGAGAAGGGCUCCAAGCCUCACUCCAUCGUGGUGGACCCCGGUCACGGCUUCAUGUACUGGACCGACUGGGGGACUCCAGCCAAGAUCAAGAAGGGGGGUCUGAACGGGGUGGACGUCUAUUCGUUGGUGACGGAAAACAUUCACUGGCCCAUCGGGAUCACACUGGAUCUUUCCGGCGGGCGCCUAUACUGGGUGGACUCCAAACUUCACUCCAUCUCCAGCAUCGAUGUCGACGGGGGGAACCGGAAGAUGGUGCUGAAGGACACAUCCAAGCUGGCACACCCCUUCUCCCUGGCCAUCUUUGAGGACAGAGUCUUCUGGACGGACAUAAACAAUGAAGCCAUAUUCAGUGCCAACCGUCUCACUGGCUCUGACAUUCAUCUGGUGGCCGAAAACCUGCAGUCCCCAGGGGAUAUUGUCCUUGUCCACAACUUGACUCAGCCUACAGGGGUCAACUGGUGCGAGAGAAAUGCCCUCCAGAACGGAGGGUGCCAGUACCUGUGUCUCCCAGCCCCCCAGAUCAAUGCCCACUCCCCCAAGUUCACCUGUGCCUGCCCGGAUGGCCUGGUUCUUGGCACUGAUAGGCGGAGCUGCAGACCAGGUGAGGGCGCUCUGCUCUGCCCAAUGGGGGAACCUGGCCUCAGGAGUGGACAUAAAGGUGACCCCAUGCCAAGAACACCCCUUGGGAAGUGCCAGUCGGAGGAGGUGCUGGAAGCAGAAACUCAGACGACGGGCACACCCGGGGCCCCUGUUGUCACUGAGACUGCCCCAGAGCACACCAACACCCCGAAAUCCCGGCCUUCCCCGGAGCCUACCACUAGGGAGACAGCGACUACCCUGUCACACCCAGUCCUGAGCACCGAGUCCAACGUAGUACAGCAGAAGACAAGUGGCAGUUCAGGAGCUCUCUACAUAGUGCUCCCCAUUGCGCUGCUCGUCAUGCUGGGCUUCGGGGUGCUGCUGGUCUGGCGGAACUGGCGGCUGAAGAGCGUCAACAGCAUCAACUUCGACAACCCCGUGUACCAGAAGACCACGGAGGACGAGGUCUGCAUCUGCGACGCCCAGGAUGGCUACAGCUACCCCUCGAGACAGAUGGUCUGCAUGGAGGAAGACACACCAUGAGACUGCACAGACCUUGUUUAUCUGGGGCCACAAGAGGAAGAACAUGCCAACGCCCCUAGACCGAGACCAACCUUCCCUUAGACGCUCCCCCUUGUGCCUACAGCUUGGGGCCUGCCUUCCAGGCUUUGUUUCAUAUAUUUAUUUGUCUGAAAGGCAGAACUAGAUCCCCCUGGGGGUCCUAGGGAGGGGUUGCAGGUGGGGUCCCAGAGUUGAUACAGGGGUAUAAAAAUGGGAGGCUGGGGCCCGGAGAGGUAGCAUGGAGGUAGAGCGUUUGCCUUGCAUGCAGAAGUACGGUGGUGGUUCGAAUCCCGGCAUCCCAUAUGGUCCCCUGUGCCUGCCAGCUGCGGCUUCUGAGCAGGGAACCAGGAGUAACUCCUGAGUGCUGCCGG
This is a messenger RNA of Suncus etruscus (white-toothed pygmy shrew), 2824 nucleotides long. RefSeq names its product low density lipoprotein receptor (gene LDLR). The record is from RefSeq and is a predicted model, not a curated record. Gene Ontology annotation, molecular function: calcium ion binding; protein binding. NCBI's taxonomy places the organism in Eukaryota, Metazoa, Chordata, Mammalia, Eulipotyphla, Soricidae. The transcript has 17 exons. The coding region runs from base 15 to 2435 and encodes 806 amino acids.